Molecule: messenger RNA, 2264 nt
Organism: Lachancea meyersii CBS 8951
Lineage: Eukaryota; Fungi; Ascomycota; Saccharomycetes; Saccharomycetales; Saccharomycetaceae
Source: the annotation of a GenBank genome assembly
AUGACCUCUCAACGAGCUAUUGGAUCAUGCAAUUCGACAACGAGCUGCGAUGUGGACCUUGAAGGCGAAACAAUACUUACCCAAAUGACAGGUUCUGAGCAGCGUCACGAAAAAAACACAGGUAUCUCUCGUCCGAAAAAGACAGGCUGGAUGGAAAGAUCAAGGCUGCGUAGUCAUUUCAGCAUUUCCCAGGUAGAUGGCUCCAAAAUAGCUAGUUGCGUACAUUGGGGGAGGGGGUUUCAAGAAAGUAAAUCCACCGGAAAUCUCUCUAACACAUAUCAAAAACAUACAUCCUGUUGAGUUCAGAUCCCACAAGAAUGUUGAGUCUGACAGGUAUUCUCUAAUACUGCUGGAACCGAAAUAUCAAUCCCUUCUUUGCCGGAUUCUGUCAUUCGUGAAUCUAAACAUAGUCCUGGAGCGUUUAUGCAGAUACUACUGCUGACAGAAAAUAUGUUGCCACUAUCGCUGUUUGAUGCAGCAUCCUGGCGUUGGGCCGUCAUGGCAUGUCCGGAUAGCUCUUUUUCCCAGCCUCCGACGAACCUCGGCAGCAGACUGGAAAAAUACUCGAAUUGGUUGGAUAAAGCGCUGACUGCGGCUAUCGAGAGAACGAAUUUUAUCAACCUCGAGGUGGUCGUCUGGUUUGGUGGCAGCAGCGAUCCACAUUUAGGCAUAACAGCAUCUUUUGCUCCUAACUUGGUGGACAAAAAGAGACUAAAUGAUCUCGGAGUGCAAGCACUUUUGAACAACUGUCAAGAACCAUUCAAUAGCCAUCUUUUGGAUUUUGUUCCGAUUCCAGGGCUCAAUUUUUCUGGGACUAGCUUACUCAAGUAUGUUGAACAGGUUCUUCAAAAACUCAACGUAAAAGACAAAGUGAGCUCUAUCGUUUUCGGAAAUGUCACGAACAGUCAAUCCCUUUAUUCACCAGUUUUUUGCGAUUUUUCGCAGCUUUUGAAGUCCGGGGCUUUACGAAAGACGAAUUACUGUCAUGAUAUUCCGUGUGCCAGUCGUGUACUGGAUAAUUUACUGCACAGCAUUAUAAAGAACUUAAGGGAAGACGAGAGAUUUGAAAAGGGCGUUCUGAAUAUAGCAAACCUGGCUAGAACUAUCAAAAAAUUGGCACUGCUAAAAACUUUGCUAGCGGAAGCUAAGCUGCCUGUGAUUCCAUCAGCUCCCGAAAGCAGGUCGAUAUACCUCUGCAAACAGGUUGCGGCAUAUUUGGACCAUCAUGAUGAAUAUUUGACAUGGAUAAGCACUUUGCAACAAUCUCCAGAGUACAGCCAUGUUCUCUCAGAACUAAAAUUUAGCAUUGAGCUUUCUACGCAAACAAGGCACUUACUGGAGUAUUUUGUGGACUGUUGCUUCAUAUUCAAUUACAUGGCUGAAAACCUCAAAGAUUGUGAUUUUAACCGACUCUCUAAUGCAGUUUCUUUCUAUUAUACAUUGAGAGAGUAUUUUGACUUGUGCUUUAACGACCAAGAGGAUAUCAUUGCGUCACCUCGAGAAGGAUACUUUGACUUCACAUUUAUCAAUGGCAAGCCUGAGCUGCCCGCAGAGACUAAAAGUAUUGUUCUCAGGGCUGCCUUCCUAACAGAUUCUAAGUUCCAGGAGUCUUCGAUCUGUUCAACAAAACUGAGAUUUACGUCGUUGCAGCGUUCUUGGACCCAUCAUCAAACUUUGACUCUUUUGAUGAGAUAGUUGUUGGGAAGGAUGCCCAAGUUCUAUUCGAGAAGGUAAAAACGUAUGUCAACGUUUACCUUGCGCUAUUUCAAACCGAAAACGAACAAUCCGUCCCAUUUGUUUCUCUCAAAUCCGGGCAGCUGAAAAGCCAGAAGAAAUUCAAACUUUCUAAGCUUGACCGACGCCGGAAGCAAUCUAGAUUGACAGGGAAUGAAGCAAUGCAGGAACUGGAGCAGUAUAAGGCCGAUGACAAGUGCAUAUUAGACUCUGUCGCAGAUACGUUAGAAUGGUGGCAUUCCAGGCGCUUGGUCUACCCCCACUUAUUUCCGUUGGCCGUUUCCAUGAUGUAUACCAAGUUCAGCACUUGUGGAAUGGACAAAUCUUUCUCCAUCGUUGAAAAGCUAUUGAAAAACCAUGACCCUGAAGCUUUUCUAAACGCAGAAGCCCGAAGAAAAAAGCUACUAAGGGACUGCUUCAGUAGUUGGGGUCUUUUUGAUAAUAAAAGUGCGGAAACCGCAUCGAAUGAUUCUGAGGACUUUUCAGCCACAGAUUCUGAUUCCAGCGAAUUGUCAUCGGACGAGAUGUAG